Caenorhabditis bovis is the source of this 1212-nucleotide messenger RNA. The record is from the annotation of a GenBank genome assembly. NCBI's taxonomy places the organism in Eukaryota, Metazoa, Nematoda, Chromadorea, Rhabditida, Rhabditidae.
AUGUUGACUAGGCGCUUUUAUUCGUCGGCGAAAAAUUUGCCGAAAAUUCAACAUUGGAAAAUUUGCGAUGUCUUGUCGAAUGAAGACGCAUUGGAGCUCGAAUAUUCUCUGGAAGGAAAGUCAAAAAAUGUGAUAAUACCAUUUGUUUGGCUUCGAGAUCAUUGCUCUUCCACGAAAUACUACAAUUAUCCGACAAAUCAGCGAAAAUCAAAAUGCUUAAAUAUUCUUGAGGAAUCGCUUGUUAAAAAGCUUAACGUUGGCACUGACAACCUUGAAAUUAAGUGGAAAGAUGGGCAUGUUUCGACAUUUGACAUUAAAACACUUUUGGAAAAGUGUAUUAAAGCGAAAUUUGUGAAAUCGAAUUUUAUUUCCCUAUGGGACAAUACUUUAGAAGAUAUUCCAAGGUCUGAUAGCAAAUUUUUGAAAUUCUCCGAGUUUGCUGAAAAUCUCGUUCGUUAUGGUGUUGUGAUAGUGAAUGGGGUGAAGCAAACCGCCGAAGACACUGAAGAAUUGUGUAAAAGCCUUGUUCCGUUCCAUGACACGUUUUUCGGCCAAUUCUGGACAUUCAGCAAUGCUUCAAAUGAAGAAUCCGUGACGCAUGAAGAUACCGCUUAUGGAAAUGAGGAAAUCGGACCUCAUACUGAUGGAACCUACUUUGACCAAACUCCAGGAAUUCAGGUGUUCCAUUGCCUUCAGCCGGCCGAAACCGGCGGAGACACAAUUCUAGUUGAUGGUUUCAAUUGCGCCGAGAUUCUUCGCAGCAAAUCUCCCGAAUAUUUCAGCAUUCUCGCCAAUUUCAGAAUUUCUCAUCACUAUUUGGAGGGAAACCCUCCAGGAAGUUCGAUUCAUAGUUUAAGCGCUGAAAAACCCGUCAUCGAAUUGGACUCACAAGGGAAUUUAAAGCAAAUCAGAUUCAACCCAUAUGAUCGCGCGCCAUUCGAUUGUCUCGCCUCUGCCGACGGCGCCGCGAAAGCGUUGCAGUUCUACAAAGCCUAUGAGGAGUUUUCGCGAAUCUGCCACGAUCCCGCCAACAGCGUUCGCUUCUCGCUGACGCCGGGCUCGGUGAUAUUCAUCGACAACCAUCGCGUUCUUCACGCACGCACCCAAUUCUACGGCACACGCAAAAUGUGCGGCUGCUAUUUGUCGCGCGACAAUUUCUACGCGAAAGCGCGUCCGUUUCUCGUCGAGAAUUGUCGAAGGCACAUCGAAUAA